Molecule: messenger RNA, 1899 nt
Organism: Rangifer tarandus platyrhynchus (Svalbard reindeer)
Lineage: Eukaryota; Metazoa; Chordata; Mammalia; Artiodactyla; Cervidae
Source: the annotation of a GenBank genome assembly
AUGUCCAGAUUAACCCAGAGGACGGCCGUGUCUCCCGAGCUCCUCCCGCUCCCCCUCUUCCACGGCGGGUGUGACAAGCUAGGCUGGCUCCCCGAGGGCAAGGUGUUCAGUAACGUCCAGAGAGAGAGGAUCAUCUCCAGGUUCCUGAAGGAGAGCGUGCUCAAGAGAGUGUUCCGCUCCAAGCAGCUGAGGUGGGGAGGCCCCAGCUACCAGAAGGAGGAUCCAAGCCACAGCUUUCCUGCCAGCAGAAAGCCGGCCGAGCCGGAGGCCGGGCGCGCGGAGCGGCUGGGGCGCCCGGGCGGCAGCGCGCGCGGAGACGCGGCCGGGGACGAGCCGGGAGCCAGCGGCGCCGAGCGGAUUCCCAGGAAACCGAGGAGCAAGAUGGGCAGAAAAACCGGUGAGAGCAGCGGGCCCGGCCCGGGCGCGGCCGUCCCCUGGGAGAACUUGUCUCCCUGGAAUUUGGAUGCAGAAGUACCUGUUCCUGAAAAUAAAAGCUUCCCACCUGUGAGGGAUGGCGCCACAGGUGGUAAGAAAUCCUUGAACCACCUGGAAAUUCCAGCAGACCAGCUCCUACUGGAGCUCCCUUUCUCAGAGUUCCUGCCGCAGAGAACACAGAACAGUAAACAAGGGCUAUUCCAGCUGUGGAGUUACCCUCUGAGCGAAGCAAGCACCGUGGAGCUCAGGGAUUUCAAAAUAUCUUCAGUGGGAACUGGCUGUGAUAUGACCAAUAAUCCCAUCAGGCUCUUUGGUGUGAACCCCCCGCUGACAAGUGCCUCAGUGGACAAGCUGGCUGGCUCCUGCCCCGCACUGCAGGUACCAUUAAGUCUCUGCUGUACAUAUGCUGAUGGAGACUUUUUCAAGGACAGGAAUGAGCCUCAUAUUCAUUUAUGCUCAACUCUAGAAAACAACAGUGGAGAACUUUUAACUGCUCCAAACUGGAAUCUGAAGUAUGGAAAUAGCAGUGUGGAGGAAAAUUUAACAGAUGAAAGCGAUUUAUCAGAAAAUGAAAAAGCAAAUGAUACUCUACUCAGCUAUUUUAAAAAGAUGGACCUGAACUUAAAGCCAGAAACAAUAGAAAAUGUUGAAGAAACUUUCACAGAGGAACUGAAUGAAGUAUUUCCAUAUCCUGAUUUUCUUCCUCCUCCUUUCAGUACUUUGGACUUGCACAAAUUGGCCCUCUCAAAAUCUGAUAGUUGGAAAAUGACGGUGGAGGCUCCGGACAGCUCUCUGGAGCCGCUGAUGGCUCGUUUGCUGGACAUGGAAAGACUUCAGCAGCUGACCAUUCAGAGAGAGAGGCCCAGACUGCAGACCUCCUUCUGUGCCCCGGUCGUCACCGAACGAUCCCCUUCCUCCAAAGCUGUCUCCAAAACAAGACAGCCCAAACCCCCUGACGCGGUGGGUCUUCAAAUGGCUUGUGUAGAGAAAAGUUAUGAGAAAAGAAAAAACAGUUCUGGUUCUUACAAGCCUGAACACAGUGCUCCCAAGUGGAACUGGAACGGCGCUGGCAAAUACAAGUGGAGUUCUAGACCAGCUCUGAAAGCCUCAUCCACCCCAAAACAGGUCAUUGCAGCUCAUGAUGACUUUAAGAACCCCAAAAUCUCUGUUUUAAACCCAUGCCAAGAACUCACAAUCAAGCCCGCUCCUGUCCAGACGACUCAGCUGCUGGUUAAAACGGUCUCAGCCAGAUGUCUGCCACCAAAGUCUCCUACACCAAUUUCACCCAUACCUCUGUCUUUUCCUGAUAGUCACAGGGAAGAGACUCAGGCACCAAGGUCCAAAAAGAAACUUUACCGAAAAGACGUAGUGCUGAACAGACCAUUCUGUGUUCAGAAGCUGAACUGUUGUUUAUCACCUUCAUUAAUAGCUAAGGAUAAGUGCUCACCCACUGACCAAAAAUAA